Geodia barretti is the source of this 747-nucleotide messenger RNA. The record is from the annotation of a GenBank genome assembly. NCBI's taxonomy places the organism in Eukaryota, Metazoa, Porifera, Demospongiae, Tetractinellida, Geodiidae.
AUGGCCCAAAUCAGUAAGGCUGAGCGAGCGGCGCAACACCUGUUUGAGGCCCACCGCGAGCGCCGGAAAUACGAGGCGCUGCCCGACGACAUCUCGCCCGCCACGAUCCAUGAGGCCUAUGACAUGCAAGAGGCCUUCCAGGCGCUGCUCGCGCCCCAGCGCGGGGCUAUCGUAGGCUACAAGAUUGCACUCACCACUCCGGUGAUGCAGCGGAUGGUGGGGUUCGACGAACCCGCGGCCGGAGCAGUCUUCGAGAACGGCGUGCAUUACUCCCCCGCGUCAGUGGGGGCCGCUGACUUCGUGCGCAUUGGAGCGGAAUGUGAGGUGGCGGUGCGGCUGUCUGCCGACCUGCCGGCCAGCGGCGCGCCUUACGGCCGCGAAGGCGUGGCGGGGGCGGUCGGUGCGCUGAUGCCUGCCUUCGAGCUGGUGGACGACCGAGGCGCGGAUUACAGCAAUCUCUACUUCCUGGGGGUCGCCGCCGACAAUGCCUGGAAUGCGGGUGUGGUGCUGGGGCAGGAAAGGACCGACUGGCGGAGCGCGGGCGAGGGCUAUGGCCGUGACGGGCUGGGACACCCGCUGGACGCGCUGGCCUGGCUGGCCAACGCGCUGGCAGGACGAGGGAAGGAACUGAAGGCAGGGAUGCUGGUGAUGACCGGCAGCAUCGUGAGCACCAAGUUCCUGAACCCCGGUGACGAGGCCGCCUUCACCUUCGAGGGGCUGGGCGACAUCCGUCUGAGCGUCGGCUGA